Molecule: messenger RNA, 7865 nt
Organism: Schistosoma curassoni
Lineage: Eukaryota; Metazoa; Platyhelminthes; Trematoda; Strigeidida; Schistosomatidae
Source: the annotation of a GenBank genome assembly
UACGUGACCCUGUGUCACGUGAUGACGUUAUCUUCAAAUUAUCCGAUCCUGGCUUAUAUGUUACAAAUUCAGUAAUCGCAUAUUUCAUCUCAAUGGGCACGUCUUGUUGUCUGCCUACCUGGCAACAACCUCCACAUUCAUUUUUAUCACGCUAAGACGAAUGAACUGUUGCGAGAAAUAGAUGUAUCAGCGAUUGGUGUUAGUAUUUUCUUUCCUGUGGAUUAUUGACGAAAGCUCUUGUACUCCUAGCGACGGCUGCUUUGGACUUUUUGGUGGGCGAUAUGGUACUUUUUAUAACAUUUAUUUGUAGAAAAGCUUAAGUGGAACAGAACAUUCAGUUUUAACAACAAAGUUUUAACACUCAGACUUGAAGUCACUAAUAAUCCAGAACAUUGGAUUGUGAAUUAUUUGUUUGAGAUCUUAGCUCGAGAACGAUUAGGAUACACUAAAAUAGAGUUUGUCCCAAUCGAAGAUAGUAAUAUUAACAGUUCUCUAAAAAGACUUCAAUGUCCUGAUACUCAGUAAGUUCAAACAGAAUAUUCGUCGUAUUGUAGUAGAUUUGCAUUACUAUCAUGGGUUUUAAUGUCAUGGAGUGAUUUUUAGCGCUCUCAUGAACGCUAUUUUUUGCUUGCUUUGCUAUGUAAAACCGACUGUCUUAUUACUUAUUUAAAUGAAAAGUUUUCCCCGUAAAUUAGUUAAACGCCAUGCUUUAAUUUCAGUGCCUUUAAUCUAGAAGUUCUCAUAAGUAACCAUUUGGGCGAAUUACUGUCACAUCAGUUUCUAAUCUUAAAACCAUAAUUGUUGUUAUUUGCCAAAAUAAGAUACACGAACAAGUUGUGACCGGAUCGGACACUUCUAUACGUUUCUAAACUUAUCUAAGUUUUCCAGUAGCAAGGAAUUUAUACUUUCUCAAAUCCUUUUAUGUAUAGGCGUUCCUAAUAGAUAGAAAGAACUUUUCUUUUUCAAGCAUUCCCUUCUCUUGUCGGUUGGAGUGCGGUCCGAAAACUCAGGUAGUUUCUACAGGUUAUCCGUCCCCUAGUCUUUGGCCUAAGAAUAAUCCAUCAACUAAGCUAACAUUAAACCAGUCACUGCCUUACUAUUCCGCUUUUUCAGUUGUAUAGCCAUAAAUGGUUGUGCUAUCUCCAGAAUAAUUUCGGUGUCUUGGAAUAUUCUGCUUGUAUUAAUAUACUUUACUGCUUAUUGCAGGUAAAAUACUUUGUCUUAUGCCACUAAAUAAAAUACUUAUUGUUUAUUUCCUGUGUCUACAGCCACUUGUUUUGCAACAGUGUAGUGUAUUUUAACACUUCUCAGUAACUGAAAUUCUACAUUAAAAAUAUUUACACUUACCGUACUAACAACUGCAAUCGUUUGGUGGUAAAAAUUUUAAAAUCUGGUUCACUCCAUUAUUUGUACUUGAUUUCAGAUGUCUAAAGUUACCUGAAAUUCACCUUAACUUACUGCUUUGGUUACCACUUGGUGGAAAUGUUAAAUUCUGGGCAAAACCUUCUUCUGUUACUGACCAUGGUCCUCUUGGGCCGAUUCGUUCUUGGAAACUCCUAACACAAGUAAAUAUAACAUUUUCUCAGAUUAUUCUGCCUACCUAUUGGUUUUUAAUCCAUUAAUUAAUUUUGUAGAUCUAUAUCUGUUUUCAACGCUUUGUUAUUUGUAAGUAAUCGAAAUUUAUAACUGUUUGAAGCUUCUCAAAAUUGAUAUCAAGCUACAAUUUCUGCUCGACUAGUGAUGCUAUCAGGUCUUACGUUGUCUGUACCUGUAGCACUAUCAGCAAGUGUAUGAAUCUGAUUUUAUCCUGUGGUACGAUUGUUGGAUAAGCUUUCAGAACACUAAGCUACUUUACGACAAAAUCAACAAUCAAUAUUGUGUGCCUUACCAAAAGCUAGAUGUGUUUUCUCAGCUUGUAAUAAAUAAGUAAACUAGCGAGCUGCGUUACACAAUGAAUAACACUGUUUACAUUUUAGUUAUGCAUGUAUUUACGUUGCUUAUUAUCUCUAGUAUUUACAUUGUAUUACCUAACUAUUAGUCGGUUUACCCUUAUUCACCUAAUGCUUUGAUUGUUUAUGACAAGUAGAUUACUGUGCUAGCUUAUUUCAUGCAUAAUUCAGAAAAUCAGUUGACCUUCAAUUUUUCACAACUUAUAAUUCGCUAUUAAGAGUCUUCAAUCAAGUAAUUUCCUUGAGUAUAUAAUAUUUAUAUAGCAUAUUGAGUAAAUCCAGGAUGUAUAAAAUACGAAUAAUUUUCAGACUAUUUAGAAUGGUCAUCAGUAAGAUUCUUAUUCGCAUUGAUGGCGCUCAUAUUCUACAUCGUUCUUUUUCAGUCCUGUUACAACAAAUCGCAUCUCAGAGGAAAUCCAAACUAUACUUCUCUUAAACAUGAUUGUAGCUCACCUAUUGACAUCGUUGGUCAAAACUACUCAGGUCAUCGAACGGAAAAUGCACAUGGUUCAGAUUUAUUCAAUAAUCAUACUUUACUCUCUGGGAAGUCAGUAACUAUUUUGGAUUUUGAAUUAAAUUCAACAUGUUUACGGUAUAAUUCUUAUAGUAUUCCUCCACCCCCUUUAUGCAGUACUGAUACAAAAUCUACCUCACCUAAUAGUUAUCAAUAUUGCCACACUGAAUCUUAUCAAGCUGUUAAAGUGACAUGGGCUAAAUUACGGACGGCAGCUCCACAAAUUUUUCAACUUGCAUCUAAAAUGUAUAUGUCUCAUGAUGAGUUGGGAGAAUUGGUGCACUCGGCGCUACUCGACUCACAUAUAGAUCGUCAGUCAACAUAUAAACAAGUUGCAUGUCGGUGGCUCCGUCAGAAUCCAACUAAAUGGAAAAGUUGGACAGUUGAUUGGGACAAAAAACUUAACUUAACAGUAGCUGGCCUGUUCAGUAUGUAUGGGAAAUGGGUGCUGUAUGGUCUUCAUCGAGUGGCUCAAGAAGCUAUGAAUUUUGUCAACGCCGACUCAGAUUAUUUUCGCAAUUCUGAAUAUGCAUUAAGUUUGGAUGUACGUAAUUUAACAUGUGAACCUGACGUCGUGUUAAGCGAUUAUUUUAAAGUGUUGGAGAAUGCUGUCAACACUCGUCUUAUUGGUUCCAUCGCUGCUCUAUGCUCAGAUUCUAUAGAAGCUGUAGUUGAAUUGGCAAAUAUUCGCAAACAGAUUAUUGUCAGUCCAACAGUAGGUAGUGCACGUUUUCUGGAACAGCAACAAUAUCAUUACUUCUUUCGUACAGUACCAUCAAUGACUUUGGCUAAUUUUAUACUACUUCGAUUAUUUCUAGUAUGGGGUUGGCAUCGAAUAGUUGUAUUUCGUAAAUCGGAUCAUUUUUUUGAACCUUUAUUAUUUCAAGCAAAGGGAAUCGAAAUUAUUGCCAAUAUUGAAAUGGAUGAACAACAGUUAACUUAUAAACUGGCAAAAGAUACUUUAGAAGAAUUAAAACAACAGAACAGUCGCAUAUUUGUUGUCGAGUACGAUGCACGUGGUACCUAUUUGAUACUCUGUGCAGCAUAUCAUGAAGGGAUGUAUUUUUCCGCUGGAUACGUUUGGUUUUUGAAUCCAUGGCUUUCUGAUCAAUGGUGGUCGGAAUUGGUUGGCCGAAAUACUGAGUGUAAUUUUAGUGAAAUGCUCAAUAUUACUUCGUGGACUUUUACUGUUGGACACCAGUUGUUAAUUGGUCCUAUGGUGCACAGUUUUAUUCCUCGUACUAGUGAGUUUAUGGAUUCAGACUCUAAGUCUGGAAAUAAUUCAAAUGGUACUCCGAAUCGAACUUCAUCUGAACAAAUACGACGCAGACGCCAUGUUUUUGUUCAGUCACAAAGGUUAGAAGUACCACCUGUCUUAUCAAGAACUAAACAUAAUCCCAAUCCAAAUGAUUUUGGGAAAUCUACAUUCAGUGAUCACUCAAAACGUAAAUUAAUCAAAGAUCCUCUUCAUGAUUACACUGUGUAUACUUAUGAUGCUGUUAUCCUACUAGCAAGUGCUGUUGUUCAUCUUUUACGAGAAAAUCCUGCUGCAGCAUCUGCUCUUAAUCAUCCUGAUGUAUCUGAAACUCUUCGAACACUUGUUGCACGAACAAAUUUUGGUUAUCGAUUUCAGACAGAUAAUUCAACAACUGGACAAUCUAGUGAAAUAAAUGAACUUGUUCCAGGUAUCAAUGAUGAUAAUUUUGGUGUAGAUGCUGGAUUUCAACUUGCUGGUGACUAUUAUGGUAUACGCAGUCAAAGUCCUGCUUCAGCAUCAAAUUUGCGAUUUAAUGAUCAUAAUGAACGUAUUGCUGAUUAUUGGCUGUUGAAACAAAGACAUUUAAAUACUACUGUACCGAUUAUAAUGUGGUCAACAAAAAACUAUGAAGAAGUACAUGAGCAAGAUCAACAACAACAAUCAUAUGAUCCAUUCAGUCAUAUGAUUUCAUCAAAUAAUAUGUCAAACAAGUAUGAUUGGAAAACAACCAGUGCUCCAUUUCUAUACGAUGAAUUUCAGAAACGGAUGACUGAACGUUGGUUAGACCACGUUAAUUGGCAUACAUUAGGUGGUCCACCAAAUGAUGGUUCUAUCAAUGAAAAAAAUUGUACAUUAUCAUUUCUUAGUAAUCAAUUACAUAUGGGUUGUACAGGUGCUACUGUAUUUGUCACUGUUACUGUUACCGUUUUAGUUUUAUUGCCACUGAUUAUAUUUGCUCAUUUUUAUUAUCGACGUAAAUUAAAAGAAAUUGAAAAUCGAACUCGUAAACCUUUUGAAGAACUAUGCACAGAAUUGGCUGAUUUAGAUAUGCCUGCUGAAAAUAUUGUUUUAAAUCGUCGAGUUGGUCAAGGUACUUUCGGUUUAGUAUUCGGUGGUGAAGCUAAAAAAAUAGAUUUAUGGGAAGCAGUUGCUGUGAAAGUAAUUAAUGAGAAAGCAACUUAUGAAGGGAAAAUUGAUUUUCUUUCUGAAGCAAAAUUAAUGCGUUCUUUAAAUCAUCCAAACGUUGUUCGUUUAAUUGGUAUCUCCUUGAAUCCAAAAGCAAGUCUAUACCUGAUUAUGGAACUCAUGCUUCUAGGAGAUUUAAAAACAUAUUUAUUAUCCCGUCGAAUUUUAGCUCAAAGAUCACCAAACCAUGAAGACAUACGACCAUCAACUCUUACUCAAAUGAGUAUGGAUAUUGGCCAAGGUUUAGCCUACCUACAUAGUAAGCAUUUAAUUCAUCGAGAUAUAGCAUGUCGAAAUUGUCUUGUUGCUGCGGAUCGUACUGUGAAAAUCGGAGAUUUCGGUCUGACCAGACAAGCUGCUAAAAAUACUUCAGAGGUUUAUUAUCGUUUCACAAGAAAUUGUGAACUACCUAUUCGUUGGAUGUCACCUGAAGCUGUACAAUUUGGUGUUUUUAGUAUACAAUCGGAUAUUUGGUCAUUUGGCAUAACAUUAUAUGAAAUUAUUACUUUUGGUGUAUUUCCUUAUAAUGGUCUUGGAGAUGUAGAAGUUGUGGAACGUGUCAAACGUAUGGAAUUCAGUAUUACUGAAUUUUUACCACCUCAAGCAUUAAAUACCGUAGUAUGUGAAUUAAUUAAUCAUUGUUGUAAACAUCAAUGGCAACACAGACCAUCAUCAAUGAAUCAAGUGUUAGAAGUAUUAAUAGCGUAUCCAGAUUGUAUUCGACCAUUCCUUACUGAUGAUCCACCGAAACCAAAUACAACAAUCGAUUCAUUACCUUUUCAACCAACUGUAGACACUUGUAUAAUAUCAGAAUCCGCAAUGACUGGUCUUGCUGCAAUCGAUAGUGUUGGUGGUUUUCGUACAAUACGUAGUGCUUCAACUGUAGCCGUCCCAAUAUCAUCAUGUUCACCUUCACCAGUGCCACUAAAUCUUCCUGAUGGUAAUAGUGAUAAAUAUUAUGGAUCUGAAAAACGUCUUAGUGAACAAACAAAUCUACGUGAAAAUACACUGUCCAACCAUCAUACAAUUUUUGAUUGGUCUGAUAACUAUAAUUCUCAUCCGUAUACAGAUAGUUCAGUUCAUUCAAAGUUGACUGAAUUUUAUCAACUUCCAAUGUUUUCUGACAGACAAACCUUAUUUCCUUCAGUAGUAACCGAUGAAAGCAAAGAACUAAAUAUUAUGUCUAAAUCUGGCGAAUCAUCUAGUCUACCUCCCGUGUUUGAUAAUUAUACUACAUCAUUUGUUACAUCUAUUCCUAAUGUUAUUAAUACAUCUAAUGUCUUAUUCAAUCUUUCGACAAGUCCUAUUUCCACCACUCCGAGUUAUCAGUCAAUCGAUGAAACUAGUCAAUUAAUCAUGAAAUCUCCCGAACUAAUAACUGAUCAGUAUACAUAUUCAACUGGAAAUACUUUGCAUAUUAGAAAACAGAAACGUUCAAAUACCACACUUAUAAACAAUGCAACAUCGAACAUUCUAGAUGGAUUUGAUAAUUUAUUAUCUGAUAAUCAACUUAAGUUAUCUUUAGAUGCGGAUUCGAUUAUGCAUAUCGAGGAAUCCGAUAGACCACAUAUGUGGAUAUCUGCGGAUAAAAAUUCAGACAAGCAGUUUUUUAUUGUUCCCAGGAACGAAUUUCAUAUGUUUAAUGUUUCUAGUGUACCUCGAAAUCGCAUUCAAACACGGAAUAUUAAUCGUUUGCGACCCACUCGUUCUUUGAUCAAUCUAACCUCUGUACGUUAUCCCAAACACUACUUACAAAAUAAUAUUGAAUCUAAUCACUGUGCUUCAGUCGAUCAUUUCAGUUCGAUUACAAAACAAAGUGAUAUUCAUGGUCCAGAUUUAAUCUUACCUCCUAGUCUUUUUACCUUCAUUUCUGAUUCAUUUAUUUCCGGUAGGAAGACCGUUUAGGUCCCAUUUCUUGUUUACUGUGAUACUGUUAAUGAUGUAGUCUAUUAAUCCGGUAGUUAUAUUUACAUCACUCAUGUAUUUGCAUUUGAACAAACUAACUAUGGAAUUUAGUUUUUUUUUUGCGUUAUUCAAUCCAUCGGAAUUUCCUUUGUGAGUCAACGUCUAUCCAUCCUGUUUUAGUGUAGUAGAACUAUAAUCAAGUUUCUCUACUCCCACCCAUUAUUUAACAUUAACUGUUAUCUUUCUAGUUAAUUUGUACAGUAAAUACACAACUGUUGAUCAUCAACUGCAAUUUAUUUUCAUCGGAUCUCGUUAUUUCUCUUCGAUCUUGUUUUCUUUCAAUACUGUUAUUGUUACUUGAUCAUUGUUAUUAUUAUUGAACUUUACAGUUAAAUCCAUAGUAAUAUAUUGUAAAUGUUUCUCUCUUUAUUUGCUAACCUAGUCAUAUCGACUAAUUUUGUUCUAUGGUUUUACUGUGUUUAAUUCUUCAAAUUUUUACGAAGUACAAAUUCAGUUCUAAACGUAAAUAAAUAAAAAAGUAAUCGCAGUUAACUUUUUUUUCUUUGUAUAGAUUGUUUAUUUUGACUGUUAGUAUAAUUACAUAAAUACAUACCUUGUCUCAAAGUAAAUUUAUAUUAUUAUUGUUGUAUUAUGAAAAUAAUUUUACAAUGUGUACAUUAUUCUAUUAUGUAUAGAUUUUUUUGUUUUGUAAGAUAAAUGGUCAGUUAAUUUCAAAGUUUAAAGUCUUCUUUCUUCAUUUCUUGUUGAAGUUAAUUGUUUAUUCUCUGAUACGUUACUUUGCUUUUUUUUUUACUGUCAUCAUCAGUUAACUUGUUUAAUAGGAAAUUAAGGUAUAGUGUACAUUGUGUGUGUUUGCACAAUGAUUUUUUUUAUCUCAUGUAUUGUUUUUUUUGAAUAACCCUAAUAAAUUUUAAACUACCUUAUCGACUUUACAUUAUUUACUUUGAGACUGAUAUAAUUAAAUAAUCGAUCCGGUACAAGAUUUUGUUUGUAUAGUUUUAAACACUAAAGAAUAAAUAGAGUUAAUUCACAC